AUGGCGCGAGGACCGACAGUCAAGAGGAGGAGAUUGAGUCCCCCCAGUGACGGGUUGGAGUCCUCUUCCAAAAAGAGGUCCGACUUCUACAGCAAUGGCGACGAAUGGGAUGUUGAGCAAGACUAUGAACGUCGGCCGCGCAAGGCGGAGAAGAAAACCAACGAGCGCACCCGAUUGCCCAUCAAAACCUCCGAGGGGUUUGUCCACAAUAUGGAGGAUAAAGAAGAAGAUGCUGCUGAGGAAACCGACAGCUUCUUGGGCACUGACGACGAUGACGAUGAAGAUGCGUCCGAAGAGAGCGAGCAAGAGGUGGGAGUUGAAGAGAAGAAGCCUAAGAUCCCGGUGAAGGUACAGAUUGCACAGGCAAAGGAGGAACUGGCUCGGAUGGCUACCAUGAUCAACGAGGACCCCGAAGAGAAUACCGCCUUGUUCAAGACCAUGGCCGACAUGGUGGAGAACCCUGACUCGCCCAUCACAGUCAAGAAGCUGGCCCUCGCAUCACAGGCUGCUAUUUACAAAGAUGUUAUUCCUGGAUAUCGAAUUCGACCUAUCACUGAGGAAGAAAUGUCCGGAAAGGUCUCUAAAGAUGUGCGCAAAUUGCGGAAUUUCGAGCAGUCGCUGCUGUCUGGAUACCGGAACUACGUACAAAAGCUGGGUGCCCUGACCAAGCCGGGCAAGAAUGUUUCCGUCGAUCCUGGUCUGAAGAGCAUCGCCAUCAACUGUACCUGCACCAUGCUUCAGUCCGUGCCGCACUUCAACUUCCGCAACGAACUACUGAAGAUCCUUGUGAACCGACUCGCUAGAAGACAGGUAGAUACGGACUUUGUCAAGUGCCGGGAAAGCUUGGAAACUAUUUUCGAGAAGGACAUGGACGGUUUGGUCUCUUUGGAAGCUGUCCGAUUGCUCUCGAAGAUGAUGAAGGCUCGGGACUUCCAGAUCCACGAGACAGUCCUGGAUACCUUCCUCCAUCUUCGUCUCCUGGGUGAAUUUGCGCAAAAGGCCUCCCGAGACAGAGUGGACAGGAAGGAAGAAGAGGCUCCUAUCGGUGGAAAGAAGAAGCAACAACGCGAGUUCCGUACAAAGAAGGAGCGCAAGAUUUUGAAAGAGCGCAAACUGGUUGAAAAGGACAUGAAGCAGGCCGAUGCGCUGGUCUCACACGAGGAAAGAGACAAGAACCAGGCAGAGACGCUCAAGCUUGUCUUUGGUGUUUACUUCCGCAUUCUCAAGCAGCGUAUCCCCAAACUGAUGGGCCCCGUGCUUGAGGGUCUGGCCAAGUACGCCCACCUUAUUAACCAGGAUUUCUUUGGUGAUUUGCUCGAGGCUAUGAAGGACCUCAUUGCCCACGCCGAACGUGAUGAACUGGCGGAAGGAGAAGAGAACGAGGAUGGUGAAGAAAUCACUGGGACACAGGAUUCACAGACCCGCGAUACUCGUCGCGAGGCCCUGCUGUGUACAAUCACUGCAUUCGCCCUGCUGGAAGGACAAGAUGCCAGCAAGGCCGCCUCUACCCUCCACCUAGACCUCGGCUUCUUCGUACAACACCUCUACCGAUCUCUUUACUCCCUCUCCACAAACCCUGAUGUCGAAUUCAAUCCCAACACCUCUCUGCGUCUUGCCGACCCCAACAACGCCGAAGACGAAAGCCAGCUCUCCCAGGCCCGAACAAGGAACAAGGUCAACUUUCAAACGCCAAUGGUCCUGCUCCUUCGCUGCCUCCAUCACACCCUGGUUUCCCGUGCCCACGGAAUGCCACCCCCGUCAGACUCGCCACCUUCUCGAAGCGUCUCAUGA
Molecule: messenger RNA, 1791 nt
Organism: Penicillium argentinense
Lineage: Eukaryota; Fungi; Ascomycota; Eurotiomycetes; Eurotiales; Aspergillaceae
Product: nuclear export protein Noc3
Exons: 1
Coding region: 1-1791 (596 amino acids)
Biological process (GO): DNA replication initiation
Cellular component (GO): nucleolus
Molecular function (GO): chromatin binding
Source: RefSeq, a predicted model, not a curated record